This is a messenger RNA of Parathielavia appendiculata, 2178 nucleotides long. RefSeq lists its product as uncharacterized. Bases 1 to 2178 code for a protein of 725 amino acids. Gene Ontology annotation, molecular function: protein binding. Lineage: Eukaryota; Fungi; Ascomycota; Sordariomycetes; Sordariales; Chaetomiaceae. The transcript is spliced from 3 exons. The record is from RefSeq and is a predicted model, not a curated record. Gene Ontology annotation, cellular component: cell division site. Gene Ontology annotation, biological process: negative regulation of G2/M transition of mitotic cell cycle.
AUGGCGCAGCAACGGCCGGAUUUUCUCGAUCUCAGGUCGAAAUCGCAAGCCUCCGUUUCGCGGCCCCUGCGAUCACCCCGCCUCCAUGUUGCCGGCGAAGCGCCACCCGAACUUUCGCCUCUCGACGCCUUCGCAUUGCAGAGCCGGCUGCUCGCAAAGCAGCUGGAGGAAAGCGCAAAACAGGGUCGCCGCAUGAGCCGCCUCCCCCCGUUGACUGUCGAGAGCCCUUUGAUUGUUCAAGGCAGAUCGGACUACUUCCGCUCUCUAUCGCACGACUCCGCGUCUGACGACGAACACCCGCCCCUCCAAAAUGUGGGACUUGGUUUGAAGACGGAGGUGGACAAUGAUCUUACCAACCGGCCCAGGUCGAUGCACCCGCGCUUGAGCCAGAUCCCACCCACUCCUGACGACUCCAUACCAGUACCAGCCGUUCCAAAGACCAACCUGGAGCCUUUCGACGCCAGCCAACGAACCGAUACAGGGACAGGGGAAGGGUUCUUUGAUGAUGAGGCGCGGAGGGAACAUUCGCCGUCGCCCAUGGGAAUUUCCCCUUCUCCGAGCAAGGAGCCCGAGGGCAGCUCCGCGACCCAGGACAGUCUGCCCCAUCAGUCGCCGGUGGCCAGCGCGUCGAUAACAAGCUCUCCUGAGCGAGUAGCUAAGAACUCGUUCGAUGCUGCUAGCCUUGUCCCUCCCAGGCCAUUGUUCACCAAGCGGUCCUCCAGCCUGAUGUCAUCACCGCUGGAUUCAACCGAUGAAGAAGCGAUAAGCACACUGAGCACAUCGAUUCACUCCCAGCGCUCGCGCAAGUUUUCUUCCAGCAGCAGUGUUCUGUCUCCAGCCUACCCACCAUAUCAACGCUCACCAUCAGUUGCUUCAGACGCUUCUGCCCUUCCCCGACCGCAGUUCAACUUCUCUAGACCUCUCAGCCGAGCAGGCACACCGAGUUUCGAGCCGCCAGCACGCCAAGCCUCAUCAGACAGCCAUAGCUCUUUCUACCCGACAGACGACGUCGCCUGUGCCUCGAGUGGCUUGACCCCUCAAACAUCCCGUGAAGGCGCUGGAGAUGAGGGCAACUCGGCAGCGCCAUCAUACAUCUAUUCUAAAUUCUCCCUACCCCGUGGCAAGGCCUUGGACAGAUCCUCAGUUAUCCUGCUCAACGACCCUCCUGCGCGGCCCUCGGUCGACCAACCCUUAUCACCCUCAACCAGCACCCAGAGUUAUCCUGGGGUAGGACAACCACCGCCCUCUCCUCCCACUCGGCCUUCUAGCUCCUCUGGCAGCCGCCAGUUUGAUGGGCCACGACCAUCGCAGGAGCGGAGUAAGCUGAGUACCGAAAUAAUGCGGCCCGCCCAGCAACCUUCCCCCAACCCCAGCAGACCGUCAACAGAGAGCAUCAAUGUAUCGGAAGAAGAGCACCGCGGGCGAAGCUUGGUCUCCCGCGCACGUGGCACUGCAGCGGCGAACUCGUCGGUGUCCGCUGCCACUAGCGACACGGCAAGCACCAUCAAGGCUGGAAAGUCUAUGCAUGCUGUCGCGCCUACUAUGUCAGAUCUGUCAGCGGAGGAGCAUGUCAGCAAAGCGGUUGCUCUGCAUGAGAGCGGCGCUCUGCAGGAGUCGACGUGGCACCUGCGACACGCCGCGAAACAGGGCCAUCCCACCGGGAUGCUGCUCUAUGCUCUUGCCUGCCGACACGGCUGGGGAAUGCGGCCGAACCCGCGGGAAGCCGUGCAGUGGCUCCGUAAAGCUGCAGACUCGGCCAGUCUAGAGAUGGCCGACGAAGAAGGCCAAGGUAAGGAGGGCAAGCCGGCCGAUGUUGCGGAGCGCAAGACGCGUAAGGCGCAAUUUGCACUCAGUAUCUACGAGCUGGGCGUCAGCCACAUGAAUGGGUGGGGUAUCGAGCAAGACAAGGCUCUCGCUUUGCGAUGUUUUGAAAUUGCGGCAUCAUGGGGUGAUGUUGAUGCGCUUGCCGAGGCAGGCUUCUGCUAUGCCCAAGGCAUCGGCUGCAAGAAGGAUCUCAGAAAGAGCGCCAAGUUCUACCGCGAGGCUGAAGCCAAGGGCAUGAGCAUGGUCGGCAACAGCUGGAUUCACAAAGCCAAGUACGACGAUGACAAAGAGAAGCAGGCCCGAUCCAAGUCGAGGUCCAGAAAAAGCAUCUUUGGUAGGAAGAAAGAGCACUGA